Molecule: messenger RNA, 1088 nt
Organism: Rhagoletis zephyria (snowberry fruit fly)
Lineage: Eukaryota; Metazoa; Arthropoda; Insecta; Diptera; Tephritidae
Source: RefSeq, a predicted model, not a curated record
GCCGGUUGUUCAAUGCAUGAUUAACAUUACCAUCAACCGGGGGUUGGUUAAUCGUCUGGUAGCUUGAAUUGACAGUUUCGUUUGCCCCAAAUUCUAAUUAGCUGACGUCGGGUUAGUUUGAUCAUUGUGAAUAUUUUAGUAAAAAGUUCACAAAAUUUGCAUUGUGAAUAGUCAAAACCUACAUGUCAGCUGAGUUUUGUUUACAUUUUUAAAUUUCGUGCAUUUCGUACCGGCUGUUGUAUUUAUAUUUUUUAGUGAAAAUUUAAUUAAACUAUGGACUCUGUAAAACAAUCCAAAUAUCGGCUACCGAAUUUCACCAGCACAGAAGAGAACCUGCUGCUGUCUCUGGUUGAGCAGCAUGCAACUAUCCUCGAAAAUAAGCGGACUGAUGCUGUUUCCUGGGAAGCUCAGAAAAAAGCUUGGGAGCAAAUUGAUAGCGCCUUUGAGGCUCAGAUGGGCAUAAGAAGAGGACCUAAAAACCUGCGCGAAAAGUACGACAACAUGAAAAGAAAUACCAGGAAGAGCUUGGCGGAGGAAAGAAGGGAGAUUUACCGAACGGGUGGUGGGCAGUAUAAGCCAUGUACUGACCCCAACACCGAGAGGAUAGCGCCGCUAUUGGGUCAGUCGGCAACCGGGUUGUCAAAUGCUUAUGAUAGCGAUGUUAUUUCAUUUGAAAUUUCGCCUGCAAAGGAAGGUUUUCUGGCAGGCACUGAAACUCUAGAUGAAUCAAUGAAAGGCUACGAAGGAGAAACUGUAGUAGAGGCAACUGAGGCAGCAGAAAUUGAAGCAACUGAUUGGAGUUCAUGGAACCCAACUCUUCUUCGAAAGAAAAAAAAAUGAAAAAUUAGCAGCAAAAGGCGAGAAGAAUGUCAAUUUAGAUUCACAACAAAUUUUUUGGUAGGAUGAAAACAGGAGAGCAAGCGAGAGACAUGAGUGGUCGAGAAAAAAGCACGCUCUGGAAUUGAAAGAAGUAGAAAUGAAGUUAGAACUUCUUGAAUUAGAUAUAGAAUUUAAGAAGAAAAAAUAAUGUGAUCUUAGCUUUAUAUGCUAACGUUAUACAUAUAAACAUAUCGAUAUGUGUAUGCAUG